Rosa chinensis is the source of this 1619-nucleotide messenger RNA. RefSeq names its product ATP-citrate synthase alpha chain protein 3. Gene Ontology annotation, molecular function: succinate-CoA ligase (ADP-forming) activity. Gene Ontology annotation, biological process: tricarboxylic acid cycle; succinyl-CoA metabolic process. Bases 2 to 1375 code for a protein of 457 amino acids. Gene Ontology annotation, cellular component: cytosol; succinate-CoA ligase complex. NCBI's taxonomy places the organism in Eukaryota, Viridiplantae, Streptophyta, Magnoliopsida, Rosales, Rosaceae. The record is from RefSeq and is a predicted model, not a curated record. The transcript is spliced from 11 exons.
UAUGCCAGCACACACUACUGUCAACUAUAUCGUCAAUCCUAAUCGACUUUCAUCACCACCAGCCAGAGAUCAGACCCGACCCGAGUCCGUGAUCGGAGGACCCGAAAUGGCGCGGAAGAAGAUCAGAGAGUACGAUUCGAAGAGACUGCUGAAGCAGCACUUGAAGCGAGUCGCCGGAAUCGACCUCCAGAUCAACUCGGCUCAGGUGACGGAGGCGACCGACUUCACCGAAUUGGCCAACAACGAGACAUGGCUGUCGUCGACCAGACUCGUCGUCAAGCCGGACAUGCUGUUCGGGAAGCGCGGGAAGAGCGGCCUCGUCGCGCUCAAUUUGGACAUGGCUCAGGUCGCCGACUUCGUCAAGCAGCGUCUCGGUAAGGAGGUUGAGAUGGGAGGGUGUAAGGCGCCUAUAACGACGUUUAUAGUGGAGCCGUUUAUGCCUCAUGACCAAGAGUUUUACCUCUCGAUUGUAUCCGAAAGGCUUGGAAGCACGAUAAGCUUUUCGGAGUGCGGAGGUAUUGAAAUUGAAGAGAAUUGGGACAAGGUCAAGACUAUUUUUCUUCCAACCGAGAAGUCUCUGACGAAUGAGGCUUGUGCUCCGCUGAUUGCUACUCUUCCACUGGAGGUCAAGGAGAAAAUUGGAGAUUUCAUAAAAGCCGUAUUUACUGUAUUUCAGGAUUUGGAUUUUAGCUUCCUGGAAAUGAACCCGUUUACCUUGGUUAAUGGUGAACCUUUUCCAUUAGAUAUGAGGGGGGAGCUAGAUGACACUGCGGCUUUCAAGAACUUCAACAAAUGGGGUAAUGUGGAGUUUCCACUGCCUUUUGGCAGAGUUUUAAGUCCAACAGAAACAUUUAUUCAUACUUUGGAUGAAAAGACAAGUGCGUCCUUAAAAUUCACAGUGCUGAAUCCAAAAGGACGCAUCUGGACCAUGGUAGCUGGAGGUGGUGCAAGCGUUAUUUAUGCUGAUACUGUUGGAGAUUUGGGUUAUGCAUCAGAACUUGGAAACUAUGCAGAGUAUAGUGGAGCUCCAAAUGAAGAAGAGGUGUUGCAAUAUGCAAGAGUAGUGAUUGAUUGUGCAACAGCAAAUCCAGAUGGUCGUAAAAGAGCUCUUCUGAUUGGAGGUGGUAUAGCUAAUUUCACAGAUGUUGCUGCUACAUUUAAUGGAAUUAUUAGAGCGCUGAAGGAGAAGGAAUCCAAGCUCAAAGCGUCGAGAAUGCAUAUAUAUGUAAGAAGGGGUGGUCCAAACUAUCAAACUGGUUUGGCAAAGAUGCGUGCAUUAGGAGAUGAACUUGGUGUUCCUCUUGAGGUUUAUGGGCCUGAGGCAACUAUGACAGGAAUUUGUAAGGAAGCAAUUGAUUGCGUCAUGAGUGAAUAAUAAGAAGCUUCUUUUGUGAAUCUUUGUAAGAAAAUUGUGUAUUGUGGUUUGGAAAAAAUAAAAAUUGUGUAUUCUGAGUUUGUCUUGGAAUAUGUCCGCAAGUGAAUAAUCUUGACUUUCCAAGACAUGCAUUUCACAUAUUUCCUUCUGCUACUUUGAUUUGAGGAUCAAGACUCAGAAAAUUGCAUAAGCAGUCAAUUACCAUGUUUUAGAUGUCUUGUUUGAAUAAAUGGUUGCAUUCCCA